AUGGCGCCAAAGAAAGGUGCCGAAGGCUCGGCAUCGACGGAGCGUCGAGUUUCAGCUAGAAUCGCUUCUCAACCUCCAGCAUCCGCUGGAAAAGACAAGACCGCUGCAGCGAGUGCGAGCGCGGGCAAGAAACGCGCAUCCGAAAGUGGCGAGGCGCAGGAAAGCAAAGCCAAGAAGACUGCUGAGCUUUCGGCUUCCAAAAAGGCGAAACUUGAUGAAAAGUCGACCAGCGACGCCAAACCUGCUUCCAAAUCCCAGGCGACAAAGGCGCGAGCGCCACAGCCCCUCCCAGAAUCAGAGCCAGAGGAACAGCCAAAGCCAAAGCCGAGCUCCAAGUCUGAGAAGAAGACGAAUGGCACGGCUGAUGCUGCUGCUGCUGCUGUUGAAUCCAAGGCGAGCAGCGGCAAGACAAAGCUCGAAGUUGGCGACAAGCUGCCGGAAAUUACGCUCAAGGAUGAAGCUGGCAACGAUGUCAAGCUGUCCGCUCUCAAGAAGGCCGUCAUCUUCGCGUCAGUCUGCCGUGAAAGCGCGUACACGUCGAAAAGCGUGACUGAACAUUUUUUGCUCUUUUGCCAUUGUCACACCAUCCACAGGUACCCAAAGGUGCAUAUCGCCAGACGAUUACUGUGGAGCUUCUCGUGCGCGCUAACCCUUGUUCCCUCUUCGGAUCUCAGGCAAACACGGGAGGCUGCACCAAGCAAGCUUGUACUUAUCGCGACGACUACAGCAAAUUUCAGAAGCUCAAAGUGUCGGUCUAUGGUCUUAGCAACGACAACGCCACUCCCUUGAAGAACUGGAAAGAGGUGAGAGGCACUCCUGCACGUCCUCCCCGCGUGUCAGGAACGACGAGAGCUCGCCAUUACUGACCGCAAAACACGAUUGUCCUCCAGAAAAAUUCUUUCCCCUACGCUCUGCUUUCGGACCCAGAGCGCAAGCUCAUUGGAGCUUUGUCAGUGCAGUGAUCAAUGGCGGUAGAGAGCUCCAAGUAUCUCCUCAAACUAACAUGACGCCCCGUAAACUUUGUCUGAAGGACUGGCUCAAAGUCCUCGACCACUCGCAGGUAAGGAGUGACUUCAACACGCACUGAUGAGCGAAGUCUCUGUGCUGAACCAACACUUUUCCUGAAAAUGCAGCCAUUUUGUCGUCGAUGGCCAAGGCCGCCUCGCGCUUUCUAGCGUCGGUGUCAAGCCAGGAGAGGUGAGUUACUGCCUGGCAAAGCUCAAAUCAUUUCGCAGACUGAAUCGUCGUCAUCUAAUCGUUCGUGCGUGGUACAGAGCUCAGCUAGCGCUUACGAAGCUGCACAGAAGCUUUGA
Messenger RNA from Ceraceosorus bombacis, 1313 nucleotides. The record is from the annotation of a GenBank genome assembly. NCBI's taxonomy places the organism in Eukaryota, Fungi, Basidiomycota, Exobasidiomycetes, Ceraceosorales, Ceraceosoraceae.